CACUACGAUAGGAGUGUUGCGUAUUAUAAUAUCGAUUUACCAAUUGGGCAAGUUUUAUAUUUUGUCGAUAAGUCAACGAAAUGAACGACCAAUUCAAAUCAAUUAUGUAAAAAAAAAAGUAAACAAAAAUAAUAGAAUAAAGCCUCUGCAAAAAGUGUCAGUGACGAAAGAGUGCAGAAUAGCCAAAAAUUUGAGUGAAUCUUUUUUUCUAUUUAUAAUAAUGUGAUCUCCGAAAAUACUCGAUUCGAUGGCAGAAUAAAAGAAAAAUAUAAAGAGAAGGAAAGCAUUGGAAUUUUUUCCCAAAAAGAGAGAAAAAAAAUUCAACAGUUAAAAUGCCCUCAAAUGUUGAUAGAAAGAUGUAUUGGCACCUGGCACUAUUUCUGAUUGUUUGGAUAAAAACGGCGGCAGGUGGUAGCGAGAUUUAUGCUAAAAUGUUUUCGAGUCAACAAAUACCUUCAGAUCCGUGUUAUGAUGAGGAUCGUCCACGUCGGUGCAUUCCGGACUUUGUGAAUGCUGCGUUUGGAGCAACGGUAGAGACAUCCUCCACGUGCGGUGUAGGGGGGCCAACACGCUAUUGCGAUGUUGUCGAACAAACAUCUGGCAUAAGCGGACUGGGUCAGUGUCAUGUUUGCGAUGAUAGUACGCCAAGAAAAAGAUUUCCCCCGAGUCAUUUAACAGAUCUCAACAAUCCCAACAAUGUUACCUGCUGGCGAUCAGAGCCUUUGGUAUCCUCUCAGAGUUUCAAUGCACCACCAGACAAUGUUACAUUGACACUGUCUCUGGGUAAAAAGUAUGAACUGACAUACGUCAGUCUUCAAUUUUGCCCGAAAGCCGCCAAACCCGACUCAAUAGCAAUCUAUAAAUCGAUGGAUUACGGCAAAACCUGGCAGCCAUUUCAAUUCUACUCUUCACAAUGCAGGCGGGUCUAUGGGCGAGCAAAUCGUGCGACAAUAACCAAGGCCAACGAGCAAGAAGCAAGAUGCACAGAUAGUCACAGAUUCAGUGGUGGAGGAGAGGGCCCAGGUCCUAUCGGACGAAUAGCCUUCAGUACGCUCGAGGGAAGGCCAUCGGCAGCUGAUUUCGACAACUCGCCGGUUCUUCAGGAUUGGGUAACAGCAACUGACAUCAGGGUUGUUUUUAACCGUCUCCACAUGCCUCAACCAGACAUCUCCAAUGAGAAUCUUGGAAUUGAGGAAUUAACCAAGAGAGAGAGAGAGCGUGAGGAGAAAAUGAAGAACAAGAUUAAUCUUCUGCAUUUGGAUCCCCUAGUGACGGUACUUCCGUCUGUGCAUCAGGUACUUGCCCCUCAGGAAAUGGUCAGCAACGAUGCUCUCGACGUACAAGAGAGAAAUUUUCAUCCCGAAGUCACACCUACCACUCUCAUAACAGCCAACAGUCCAACCACUAUGGCUCAUCAUUAUGCUGUCUCUGAUUUUGCUGUUGGUGGUAGAUGCAAGUGUAAUGGACAUGCAUCUAAAUGCUCUCAGGGCAAGGACGGAGAGUUGGCCUGUGAGUGUAAGCACAAUACCGCUGGCCGAGAUUGCGAGAGAUGUAAACCCUUCCAUUUUGAUAGGCCCUGGGCUAGAGCCACCGCCAGAGACGCUAAUGAGUGCAAAGUUUGCAAUUGCAACCUUCACGCUCGGAAAUGCCGUUUCAACGUUGAGCUGUACAAAUUGUCUGGCCGAGUGAGCGGAGGCGUGUGCCUACAGUGUCGACACUUUACCGCUGGAAGACACUGCCAUUAUUGCCGCGAAGGCUACUACAGAGAUCCAACCAAACCGAUCACCCACCGCAAGGCUUGUAAACCUUGUGACUGCCAUUUGAUUGGUGCAUCUGGCAAAACGUGUAACCAAAGUACAGGUCAGUGUCCCUGCAAGGACGGUGUAACCGGAACGACUUGUAAUAGGUGCGCCAGAGGUUAUCAGCAGAGUAGAUCUCACAUUGCGCCUUGUGUCAAAAUUCCACAAGUGAUUCACACCCAGGGAAUCGCAGGAGAGGAUAAUGGGGAACACGAUGAUGAUGAUGAGCAUGGAUACGAUGGCCGAGCUGAGCAAUGUGGAAAAUGUCGCGCCAGCACCAGACGAAUGAAUCUCAACAAGUAUUGCAAACGAGACUAUGCAAUCCUUGGUCGAGUAACGGGUAGACAAAAGUCCAACGAAGUAUCGAAUUCAGCUGGAAACUCAUUCGCCAAAUUUACCCUCAAUGUCGAUCUUAUUUACAAACGAGGGGAUGACUCGAUGAUAAAACGAGGUCCCAUGGCUCUCUAUGUGCACAUGGCCGAUCUGGCCUGCAGAUGCCCCAAGAUCAAGCCAAACAAAUCAUAUCUAUUUUUGGGUCAAGAGAAUGACGGUAGUGGAUUGAAUGGGCUUGCAGUAACGCCAAAAUCAAUUGUUAUUGAGUGGCGAGACGAGUGGCAUCGGAGAAUGCGUCGCUUUCAGCGUAGAGCACGAUCGUGCCACUGAAGGAUCAAACGCCGAGGGUUAAUGUCACAAUAGAGUCCGUAACAACAAAAAAAAACCGAGGGAUAAAAAACGAAAAAAUACACUACAUACACUAUCCAUUUUCUCUCGAUUUAACUCGAGACAGGAUCGAUAAUAAGCGAGCUCUAAGUACACUCGCCAACUACUCGACAUACCCACUCAGCGGUGCUUUAACCUCCCAUUUAAUCCCCCUAUUUCUAAAACCCUGGGAAAUUCCAUUUUUUUUUCUUCCAAAAUUAUAAAAUAAUUCUGUUGUUGACUCUUUCCUCGUGCCCCUCAGCGUCCGGAGCGUGUGAAUAUAUUUCGUUAGAAAAAGGAUUCGAGGGCUCUCCAAUAUCACGGCUCACAAAUAUAGUGAGUGUAAUUGAGGGAAACAAACAUGUUUUCAUCGUCGAAUAAAAUUUAGUUACUAGCACAAAUAUCUAUCUGAUGUUUUCCGAUCAAAGGAUUUUUUUUCCAACCAUAUAAAUAUUAUUGGCUGAAUGUUUGCGCACCCACUACCAUCCACAUGAGCGGGAUUUACUGGGCGUAACGUUUACAUUUCAAAUUUUGAUUUACUCGUACCAACCGCCGGUUAGGUAUUUCAUCGUAAUUCAUGCGCUCCCUUUUAUGUUAAAUUAGAUCAAGAGGGACUAAGGAAAAACAAUGACCCAAAAUACACUUACAUCUUACGCACCGGCGAUAUUUGUGGCCUCGAAAAAGUUGGUCCCAAGAUAUUAUUGAUUUUAACAAAUGAAAGUAUUUCUGUUCGCCGAAGAGUGAGUUGCAUAAUAGCAAAGACUUUAUAACUAUUGAGACAAUUUUUUUAACGAUUUUUUUUUAUAAUUUUUUAAUGUAUUUAUUUAUUUGUCGUUUUAGCGAUUUAACUUAGAUAAUCGUGUAAUACGAAAUUCUUGUACAUUUUUUAUAAAAAGAAGGAAUACAAAGAUGAAUCAUGGCUUUUUCAGACUGUAUAUCGAUAUUAUACUUAUAGGUAGACGAUGAAACAAUUACUCAGAAAAAUAAAUCGAGUGAAUUGAGAAGAAAUAUCAAUCAUCUGUGCCACUGCGGAGUCGACAAAAGACCAAUGAAAAUACCCCCUUCACACGUUCAAAACAAUGUGUUGGAUAGUACGACUCCCUCAUACUGGACUGAUAUUUCUCCUCAAAACGAAUGAUAAGUCAUUAUAAAGUUAGAUGAAUAUUAGAAAAUUUUCUUCGCCAUGGGAGAAGAAAUAAAAACAAAUAAUUAAAAAUUAAAGAUUUGUUUUUUAUUUCUUCUCUACACCCGUGUAUCCAAUCUCAGAUGACAUUGCAAACGUCUGGUUUUCUCCAUCUUUUAUAUUUAUUAAGAUAAUAAUUACGGUAUUGUACAGUAUUUAGGGGCAGAUGACAAGAAAAGGGACACGGAGAUGAGUGAAAGCAUUGGAAAUAAUUUUUCAUUUCAAUCAAUAUCCAUUUUGUUUGAAUAAAAAAAAAAUAGAAAUGAAAUAAUUCAUGAAUCUUUCUGAACUUUUCAAAAUCAAGUUCCUAGUCGUGCCAAUACUUGAGUGAAUGAAGAAGAUGAAAUAAGUGAAUAUAUUCACAAAUAUUUCAGCAUAUCACAUUCGAUUUGAAUAACUUCCUCAAAAUGAUCAUAACACGCACGUCUAUCCCACAGCAUAAAAAAACCUCCAUUAGUUGGAGGAGAAAUAAAAAAUUAAAAUUAAGAUGACGACUGAGGAGAUAGAAUAAUCUCAAUUGCUUGGAAAAAUUCUUGUCGCCACAAGCCUAUAAACCAUGUAUGUAUAAACUCAAAUCUAAGGUAGCUUGAUUACUGAGAAUCAGAAAAAAUAUACUAUAUAUAUUCAUUACAUUCAUGAUGAUGUAGAGGCACCAUGAAAUUUCAUUUUCUAGAAGUUGAGAAAAAUUAGUGACAAAAAAUUUGCCAAAUUAAUCGGUAAAAUUUUUUCCAAGAAUCUUCGCUUGGCAUUUUUACCACAAAAAUGCUGUUAAUAUAUAUUUAAUACUGAUUGCUCCAAAAAUAUACGUAGUUACAUCCGCUGAGAGUACUAAAAACAUAAAAUUGAAUAAUAAAUAUGAUAUUUAUACUUCCCAAAUUAGUUGUAAUGAUAUUAUUAUAGUUUCCAAUUGCCAUUAUAGUGGAUUUUAACGACUCAUCAAUUGAAACACGUGAUUAAAUUAUUGAGUGUCAUUGUGGUGUAAUAAAUGUGAUUAGAUUUGAAGCGAGAA
Messenger RNA from Diachasma alloeum, 4690 nucleotides. RefSeq names its product netrin-A. The record is from RefSeq and is a predicted model, not a curated record. Gene Ontology annotation, molecular function: protein binding. The coding region runs from base 333 to 2462 and encodes 709 amino acids. Lineage: Eukaryota; Metazoa; Arthropoda; Insecta; Hymenoptera; Braconidae. The transcript is spliced from 7 exons.